CGGACCCCGACGCCGCCGCCGCCACCGCGCCCAGGUGGGCGGCGCCCGGGCUGCCGACGCCAUUUUUCCGUUUUACCCCCACCCCGAGCCGGCCGGCAGCCAACGGUCCGCCGCCGACCGACCACGACCGCCACCGCCGCCGCAUCCGUCCGCCGUACGCCCGUCCGUCCGGUCAUCAGGUCUCGGCAGUGCUGCCGCGCUCCAGUCAGAUUCGAGAGGUCGCGCGCGCACCUACGGAAUACAAAUAUUUAUCAUUAUUACUAUUAUUAUUAUUUAACUCCGCACGCGCACGCGCACGCCUAGUGCCCGGUAAUUCCGAUUUCGAUUUAAGAUAAUAAUAAAAAAAAAAAAAAAAACACGCGGGUGAUAUACACCACCUAAUAUCCGACAUUACAUCAACGCCGCCGUACCUGCCCGCCCGGGUCUACUAUACGACAAGAGUUUUACAGAUUUUUCGAAUUUACGUCUUCGAAUCGGCAGAGUUCUGCGGCAGACUUCACGUUCCCGGACGACCAGCGGACCUUCGAUCCAACGCGAACGUCGAGUGAUGCACCCGAAUCACCGUUGCAGUCGUUGACGCUGUCACUGGACGGCGGUCGGACGAUAAGGCACACCACGUCGCAUUUAUAUAGUGCAACUGACGUACGAACAGACAGGUGGGAACAGGUGGACAGACAUAGCAUAACACACGAUGAUGAUGACCAACUGUCUGCAGCAGAGCGUGUGCGCCGAGGCGGCGGCCAUGCAGGCGAUGGAACUGCACCGCCGGAACAGCGGGGGCGGCGAUCAAUCGAUCGGCUGCAAGUCUGCCGGUCGCGACGACGGUUCGGCCACCGAAUACAACGACGACCGCGUGCAGCCCACUUCCGGCGGUCGUCUGAACGGUUCGGCCGAGCGCCCGUUGAAGUUCAGCAUAGACAACAUAUUGCGACCGGAAUUCGGCGGCGGCACCGGAAGCUUGACCGCGUCCGGCGGCAGUCCUCCGGCGGCGUUCAGCCCGUACGACCGCCAUCACAGGCACUACCAACCCCACCAUCACAACGUCCAACAACAACAACAUAAACAACAACACCUCAACCACAUCGACCGUCUGAGUCACCUGAACUAUCAGCUGCACCAUCUCAACCAGCUCGGUCACAACGCCGCCGGCGCUAACACGGCGGUUCGCGCGGCCGCCACCGCCAUCAACGACGCGGUCGGCCCGACUUUGUCGGAUCACGAGAAAUCCAACAGCAGCCGACGGUCCUCGUCGUCGUCCACCACCGAACCGCUGAGUUCGCCCAUCGAUCUGUCGUGUUCCGACUCGCAGACUUGCGUCAACCCGGCCAACUCGACUGCGACCGCCGUCAGCACCGCUGCUGCCGUAGCCGCCAACGCCACACAAGUUACCGCCAACGCCGGUUCCGUAGACGCAGCCAUCAACGCAGUCGCCGACAAAGAGGGCUCUCAACAAUGGCCGGCCUGGGUGUACUGCACCAGAUACUCGGAUCGCCCUUCUUCCGGUCCUCGGACAAGACGAACGAAGAAAAAAGAUAAACAACAACAGGACGAGAAGAGGCCACGGACCGCAUUUAGUGGUGACCAGCUAGCCCGACUUAAGAAAGAGUUCACCGAAAAUCGGUAUUUGACUGAAAGACGGAGACAAGAGCUGGCCAACGAGCUGGGCUUGAACGAAGCUCAGAUAAAAAUAUGGUUCCAGAAUAAGCGGGCCAAGAUCAAGAAGGCUAGUGGCACCAAGAACCCGCUUGCCCUGCAGUUGAUGGCUCAGGGCCUAUACAAUCACAGCACGGUGAUGGUUACUAAGGAGGAAGAGGAACAGCUUGCUGCAGCACAAGCUAUGGAAAUCAACGACUGAAUAAGCUUUUUUUUUAACGUCGUUUUAUUUGGCGACCUCUCAAACGCUGAUGCUGCCCACCCGACGCCAACGAUCGACGUGGUGCCUGAACACUGUUGCGAGAAAUGGGUUUAUACCUACUUACCCGUAUACAGUGUACGAUAUAUUAUAUUUGUAAUUCAAUCGUCGGGAAAAAUGUGUUGGAGCGAUAUUCGCACAUAAAUCACGACCUCGCACAUCGCCGGAGAAGAAGCGAAUUUUACAUACACAAUUUCGAUUACAUAUUGAGUUCUGUAUGUCCUGUACGAGUCUUCAAAUAUCGUCAUUUUUAUGAUUAUUUUUUAUUUUAGAUAUUUAUUAAACGAUCGGCGUACAUUUAGACGACCGAUUUAAAAAAUGUAAAAUGUGUACAGUAACAUAGUUUGAAAAAUGUGUGUGCGAUUUAUUACCUUUUUGAGAUAAAUUAGUUUGUGUAAUUGUAUAUUAAAAGCGAACAAAUGAAAAACAUUAAUCAAAACGUGUGUCCGCACACGAUUUAGAUGUUUAUUUUUAAAUUUAAAAUAAAAAUUAGUUCCUUUUGUAUUAAUUUGUUACAUUUGCCUACUAUAUUAUUAUGUUAAGUACGAAUAAAUUAACCUAUACACUA
Aphis gossypii (cotton aphid) is the source of this 2480-nucleotide messenger RNA. RefSeq names its product homeobox protein invected-like. Gene Ontology annotation, cellular component: nucleus. Gene Ontology annotation, biological process: multicellular organism development; regulation of transcription by RNA polymerase II; neuron differentiation. Bases 692 to 1855 code for a protein of 387 amino acids. The record is from RefSeq and is a predicted model, not a curated record. The transcript has 4 exons. Lineage: Eukaryota; Metazoa; Arthropoda; Insecta; Hemiptera; Aphididae. Gene Ontology annotation, molecular function: RNA polymerase II cis-regulatory region sequence-specific DNA binding; DNA-binding transcription factor activity, RNA polymerase II-specific.